Molecule: messenger RNA, 435 nt
Organism: Exophiala spinifera
Lineage: Eukaryota; Fungi; Ascomycota; Eurotiomycetes; Chaetothyriales; Herpotrichiellaceae
Exons: 1
Coding region: 1-435 (144 amino acids)
Cellular component (GO): mitochondrion
Molecular function (GO): thiosulfate-cyanide sulfurtransferase activity
Source: RefSeq, a predicted model, not a curated record
AUGCCUAUGCGUCAACCUCGUCGGCACUUCACCACGACGCUCGUCCGUCGUAAAGAUGACCCGGCUGCCACCUCAACAAUAUACAGCAUGUCCGACAUCCAGUCACUCACGGAAUCUCCUGACCCGCACAGGAUCCUGAUCGACGUGCGCGAACCGGCCGAGUUGAAAUCCACAGGCAAGAUUCCGGGAAGUUAUAACCUGCCCAUUUCGGCCUCGGACGCAUACUUUCUACCUGCGGAGGAGUUUGAGGAACGCUUCGGGUUCCAGAAACCAGGGAAGGACGAUGAAGUGAUAUUUUACUGCAAGGCUGGCGUGCGAGGACGGGCCGCUGCGCAGUUGGCCAAGCAGGCCGGGUUCGGUGGGAAAGUGGGUGAGUUUCCCGGGAGCUGGCUCGAGUGGGAGGGUAAAGGGGGCAAAGUUGAGCGGGAGACGUAA